Mangifera indica (mango) is the source of this 3007-nucleotide messenger RNA. RefSeq names its product transmembrane emp24 domain-containing protein p24beta2-like. The transcript has 12 exons. Gene Ontology annotation, molecular function: cellulose synthase (UDP-forming) activity; mannan synthase activity. Gene Ontology annotation, biological process: endoplasmic reticulum to Golgi vesicle-mediated transport; intracellular protein transport; Golgi organization. The record is from RefSeq and is a predicted model, not a curated record. Gene Ontology annotation, cellular component: endoplasmic reticulum; trans-Golgi network; plasma membrane. NCBI's taxonomy places the organism in Eukaryota, Viridiplantae, Streptophyta, Magnoliopsida, Sapindales, Anacardiaceae. Bases 16 to 2802 code for a protein of 928 amino acids.
AGAGAGAAGAAAAAAAUGGGAAAUGGUGAGAAUGGUCCAUUGUUUGAAACAAGAAGAGCAAACGGUCGAGUUCUGUAUAGGCUGUUUGCAGCUUCUGUGUUUGUGGGGAUAUGUUUGAUUUUGGGCUAUAGAGUAAGUCAGUUGCCAAAUGACCAAGAACAUGGGAAGUGGUUCUGGUUUGGCAUGUUUGCUGCUGAGCUCUGGUUUGGUUUCUACUGGGUCCUCACUCAGGCCAUGCGAUGGAACGUAGUUUACAGGGUUACCUUCAAAGAUAGGCUCUCUCAAAGAUAUGGAAAUGACUUGCCUGGAGUGGACAUAUUUGUGUGCACAGCAGACCCCAAGAUAGAGCCACCAAUGAUGGUGAUCAACACUGUUUUAUCAGUGAUGGCAUAUGAAUAUCCACCAGAGAAGCUGAGUGUGUAUCUCUCUGAUGAUGCUGGUUCUGACCUUACUUUCUAUGCUCUUUUGGAGGCCUCUCACUUCUCCAAACAUUGGAUACCUUUUUGCAAAAAGUUCAAAGUUGAGCCUAGGUCCCCAGCUGCUUAUUUUGCCUCACUCUCAGACUCCCAUGCUGCUAAUCCCUCCAAAGACCUCACAGCCAUCAAGAAACUAUAUGAAGACAUGGAGAAUAGGAUCCAAACUGCAACCAAGCUAGGUAGAAUCACUGAAGAUAUUGGCAUGAAACAUAGAGGAUUUUCUCAAUGGGAUUCAUACUCAUCUCGAGUUGAUCAUGACACCAUUCUUCAAAUAUUAAUAGAUGGAAGAGAUCCAGAGGCCAUUGACAUUGAAGGGUGUGCAUUGCCAACUUUGGUCUACUUGGCUCGUGAGAAGAGGCCUCAACAUUUCCAUAAUUAUAAAGCAGGAGCUAUGAAUGCACUGAUACGGGUGUCAUCGGAGAUUAGCAAUGGAGAGAUCAUUCUUAAUGUAGACUGUGAUAUGUACUCAAACUAUUCACAUUCUGUGAGAGAUGCUCUUUGCUUCUUCAUGGAUGAAGAAAAGGGCCAUGAGAUUGCUUAUGUGCAGUUUCCUCAGAACUUUGUAAAUAUCACCAAGAAUGACGUAUACAGUAGUUCACUAAAAGUAAUAAAUGAGGUGGAAUUUCAUGGUUUGGAUGGCUAUGGGGGCCCUCUUUAUAUUGGAACUGGCUGCUUCCAUAGAAGAGAGAUCAUCUGUGGAAGAAAAUUCUGUAAGGAAAAUAAAAUUGAAUUGAAGAGAAACAAAAAUGCAAAAAGGCAAGAAAGUGCACUUGAAUUAGAAGAAAAAGCAAAGGACCUUGCAGGUUGUACUUACGAAAAAAACACAAAAUGGGGAAGCGAGAUUGGUUUGCAAUACGGGUGUCCGGUUGAGGAUGUAAUAACAGGGCUAACAAUUCAAUGCAGAGGAUGGAAAUCUGCAUACUACAAUCCAGAAAGGAAAGCUUUCUUAGGCGUUGCACCGACCACAUUGCCUCAGACACUUGUGCAGCACAAGAGAUGGUCUGAAGGUGAUUUUCAGAUUUUGCUUUCCAAGUACAGCCCUGCUUGGUAUGCACAUGGAAGAAUCAGCCCAGGCCUUCAGUUGGCAUAUUGCUGCUAUUGCUUGUGGGCUUCCAACUGUUUCGCAACAUUUUAUUACUCCAUUGUUCCUUCACUUUGUCUUCUCAAAGGGGUGUCCUUGUUUCCACAGCUUUCAAGUCCAUGGAUUAUACCAUUUGCAUAUGUGAUAUUUGCAAGGUACGCUUACAGCCUAGUGGAAUUUCUGUGGUCUGGUGGCACAAUUCCUGGUUGGUGGAAUGACCAAAGAAUAUGGCUCUAUAAGAGAACAACCUCCUACUUUUUUGCCUUCAUUGACACCAUUUUGAAGUCACUAGGAUUUACUGAAUCAGCAUUUGUAGUCACAGCCAAAGUGGCCGAUGAAGAUGUUUCACAGCGAUACGAGAAAGAGAUGAUGGAAUUCGGAACCUCCUCUUCAAUGUUCACCGUAUUAGCAACUCUUGCAUUGCUCAAUUUAUUCUGCCUGAUUGGGGUGUUGAAGAAAGUGAUCAUAGAUCAGGGCUUAUUUAGCUUUUAUGAUACAAUGGUCUUGCAGAUUCUUCUCUGUGGUGCUUUAGUCCUCAUCAACUGGCCAUUGUACCAGGCCCUUUUCUUGAGGAAGGACAAUGGCAAGAUACCAAGCUCUUUAACUAUGAAAUUUAGGGCACUUGAGUUUUGUCUUGCUGUGCUUUUGGCACUUGUGUUAAACCCACAAGGUGUUUUUGGGAUUAGGUUUGUGAUUGAUAAGGAGGAAUGCUUUUCUCAUGAUGUGCAAUAUGAAGGUGAUACAGUCCAUGCUUCUUUUGUUGUCAUUAAGAGUGAUAAAUAUUGGUAUGGUGGAAGUGAAGGCGUCGAUCUUGUGGUGAAGGGGCCAAGUGGUGAUCAGAUUCAGGAUAUCCGGGGUAAAAUUAGUGAGAAAUUUAAUUUUGUGGCUCAUCACAAGGGUGUCCACCGUUUCUGCUUUAUUAACCAAUCUCCAUAUCAUGAAACUGUGGACUUUGAUGUGCAUGUUGGCCAUUUUUCGUACUAUGAUGAGCAUGCAAAAGAUGAACAUUUCAACCCCUUGUUAGAACAGAUAUCAAAACUGGAAGAAAUGCUUUACAACAUCCAAUUUGAACAGCAUUGGCUGGAAGCUGAGACUGAACGCCAGGCAAUAUUAAAUGAAGCAAUGAGCAAGAGGGCAGUUUACAAGGCAUUUUGUGAAUCCACAGCUCUUGUUGGUGCUAGUGUUCUCCAAGUCUACCUCCUUCGCCGUCUGUUCGAAAGGAAGCUCAGGAUCUCCAGAGUUUAGAUUUAGCAUCAGGCUCCAAACAUUCAGAGUUGCAGGAUUAAUUUAACUGUCGAGUCACUAAAUAGUAGGAUCAUAUAGCCUACUCUGUUGUUUCAUGGUUUUGGUUUUUGUUCUGUGAUUUCUCUGCAGGAAAAACAACACUUACAGAAACUAAAUUAUACUUUGUUUCAGUGGUGAUGAUGAAAUAUAUAUCCAUAUUUAUUCA